CGAGAGCUUGGCGUUCGUGCCAUUAUUCCCAGAAAAUAGCCCAUAAAAGCAUCCUUCCAGGCGAGUCCCGCCGCAACCACAAGCAUCGCAAUCCGCCCCAGCUUUCCCCAAACAACCUGUCUCGCCUCGCCCGGCAAAGUAGCCACGUUCCAGAAGGCUAAACACGCUUAACCUUAUUCUGGAACCUGCGUGCCACACUCCAACCCCCCAAACACCACCCUCAUCUACAAAAAGCCCUCACUCAACAUGUCCGGCUUCCGCAACUUCUCAUCCAACGAGAGCCUGCACAACGACUCCCCAACCCUCUCCAGCGCCCUCGACGCAGACGACUGGGACGCAGACGACAAUAGCGACCCGCAAACAGUGCAGCAAACUAAUUCAGCAAUCUCAUCCCCACGCGGGUCCAUCUCGACAUCUACAUCUGCGCUUCCGUCAUCGGGGAAUAAUUGGAGGGAACAGAGCGGUGGCGAUUGGUUGGCUGCGAAACGUCAGCAGCAAUCUAGUGGUCAGACAUCUCAGCCGUCGCCCGUGAAGCCGUUUGUGGCAUCGCCUGCUCCGAAUAAAUCUUCGUUUACGAAACCGGCUAUCCCGGCGCACAGUGUACCGACCAGGCCACCUUCGAAACCUGCUAGGCAACCUGAAGCGAACCUCCCCACCUCCAUCCCCGCAUACCCCAGCGCAAUCAACAGCACCGGCGGUCUCCACCCCUCCACAAACACCACCGACACCCCCCGCAAAUUCUCCGCCGGCAGCAUGGGCAUCAACACCCAAGCCCUCUCGGCAAAGUACCCCUACUUCACGCCAUCCGAAAUCGCCGCGUUCCACCAACAAUACACCCUAGUCGACAAAGAAAACCGCGACAAAGUCCACCCCUCCGACCUCUCCAAUGUCGCCACCAAAGCCGGCGCGAGUUUCCAGGACGUCACCCAGAAACUCUCCCAGCUAUCCCUCGUCGACGACGGCGGCCUCGUCUCGUUUGAAGGAUUGUUGAAGGCGGUGUCGAAGGUGCGCGAGGAUAAGGGCGCGGCCAAGCAGACGGGCGAUAAGCAGAAGAUUGUGUUGCAUGGACAUGGGGAGAAUACGACGCAUACGAUCAAUGAGGAUGAGAAGGAGUCGUUUACGCAGCAUAUUAAUCAGGCGUUGGCGAGGGAUGCGCAUUUGAAGGAUAGGUUGCCGAUUGAUCCUUCGAGCAUGCAGAUUUUCAGCGAGUGCAAAGACGGUCUCAUCCUUGCCAAGCUCAUCAACGACUCUGUCCCCGGCACCAUCGACGAUCGCGUUCUGAACGUCCAGAAGAAGCUCAACCCCUUCCACAUGACUGAAAACAACAACGUCGUCGUCAAUUCCGCCAAAGCCGUCGGCUGCAGCGUCGUUAACAUCGGCGCACAGGACCUGAUCGAAGGCCGCGAGCAUCUGAUCCUUGGCCUGAUCUGGCAGAUCAUCAAGAUUGGUCUGCAGGCCAAGAUCGAUAUCAAGGUCCACCCGGAGCUGUUCCGUCUCCUCGAGACCGGCGAGAGCUUGGAGGAGUUUUUGAAAUUGCCUCCGGAGCAGAUCCUGCUGCGUUGGUUCAACUACCAUUUGAAGAAGGCGGGCUGGUCAAGGAAGGUGACCAAUUUUUCGGGAGAUGUUAAAGAUGGCGAGAACUACACGGUCCUCCUCGCCCAGCUCGCCCCUUCUACCUGCACGCGCCAACCGCUGCAGAUUUCAGACCUCUUCGAACGCGCCGAAGCCGUCCUGCAGAACGCAGACAAGCUCGGCUGCCGCAAAUACCUGACCGCCAAAACCCUCGUCGGCGGCAACGCCAAAUUGAAUUUCGCGUUCGUCGCGCACCUCUUCAACACCCACCCCGGCCUCGAGAAGCUGUCCGAAGCCGAGAUGGCGCAAUUAGACGAGUGGCUGUUCUCAUCUGAGGGCGACCGCGAAGCCCGUGCGUUUGCGCUGUGGCUCAAUUCACUCGGCGUUGAACCUUUCGUCAACAAUCUGUUUGAUGAUUUGCGCGACGGGUUGGUGCUUCUGCAUGCGAUGGAUAAGGUGCACCCGGGCGUGGUGGACUGGAAGAAGGUGAAUAAAGCGCCGGUGUCGUCGAAGUUCAAGAAGGUGGAGAAUUGCAAUUAUGUGGUUGUGUUGGGGAAGAGUAUGCGGUUUUCGUUGGUGGGGAUUGGGGGGGUGGAUAUCACCGAUGGGAAUAAGACUUUGACUCUUGCCCUGGUAUGGCAACUCAUGCGCGAACACGUCAUCCAAACCCUCCGCUCCCUCUCCACCGCCGGCCGCGAGAUCACGGACUCGGACAUGAUCAAAUGGGCCAACGACACCGUCCGCACGCGCGCCGCCAAACACAGCACCAUGGCCUCCUUCAAAGACCCGUCCCUCUCGACCUCCGUGUUCUUCCUCGACCUCCUGCAGGGCAUCAAGAAGGGGGUUGUGAACUACGAGCUUGUGAGCCCUGGGCAGAGCGAGGACGAGCAAAAGAUGAAUGCCAAAUAUGCGAUCAGCAUUGCGAGGAAAUUGGGGGCGACGAUCUUUGUGUUGCCGGAGGACAUUGUGGAGGUGAAGAGCAAGAUGAUUUUGACGUUUGUGGGGACGUUGAUGGCGUUGGAUAAGGUGCAGAAUGCUGCGUAGAGGGCGUGGAUGGGGUGGAUAGCUUUUGGGGUACGAUGGGCCUUGGAAUAGCGCUACCCGUUGGCCUUUUUGAUAGCGGCAUUCUGCGCUGCCCCCAUUAGUUACGUACGUACACUGUUCAGCAAUGGCAUAUGCAUCAAUGUUGAGAUGUUGGAUUCAUGGAAGCCACUGUUGCGAUGCGUUUUGUUGCAAGUUACAGUACAUAAAAAAGGGCCAGCGACGCGACGCCGUUUUGGGAGGGAGGCGUGUGGGAGUGUGCCGCACGGAGGGAGUGAUGCGAUCACGUGCCCGAGCGGCGAGCCUCCCGCAUGCGUGACAGUCCUCCCCCAACCGCUUUCCCGAGGUGUGGCUUCCCUC
Messenger RNA from Fimicolochytrium jonesii, 2973 nucleotides. RefSeq names its product calponin domain-containing protein. The record is from RefSeq and is a predicted model, not a curated record. Gene Ontology annotation, molecular function: actin filament binding. Gene Ontology annotation, biological process: actin filament bundle assembly; actin filament network formation. Bases 247 to 2616 code for a protein of 789 amino acids. Gene Ontology annotation, cellular component: actin filament; actin filament bundle; cytoplasm. Lineage: Eukaryota; Fungi; Chytridiomycota; Chytridiomycetes; Spizellomycetales; Powellomycetaceae. The transcript is spliced from 4 exons.